AUGGCCGAUUCUGAGGUCGCCAAUUUCUAUAACCUCCCGUCGGAAUACCCCGAGGAAUGGCCCGCCGAGCUUGAAGAGAGCGAGGAUUCCGAGGAUGAGACCCUCCAACGACGUGGUUCGCGAUCCCGAUACUUCGCCCUCGAACGCAGCAACAGUGGUCGGAAAGGACCGAAUCUCGGGUCGUUCAAAGGGAAAAAUGGGAGGGACAACCUCGUGAAAAUGGACGAACCCGAUCCGCUCGGGUCUGGGGAGUCUGUGUUCAAGAUCUUGAAGAAGAGAGGGUUGUCUCUGGAGGAAGAGGGUCGUUUGCGCAACCGCUUCCUUCUCUCGUCUACCUCGUUCUCGCCGGCUCUCUUCCUCUCACAGGCGCACUCAGAUGCAUCGAUCAAAUCACUCCUCAGUGGACUUGAUUUCCUGUCGCGAUCCAUCGAUCAGAAAUCGGCCUCGUUGAAGGUUCUCGUUGAAGCCAAUUUCGAGCGCUUCGUUCGCGCCAAGGCGACCAUCGACAGUGUCUAUACCGAGAUGAGGAACCAGGGAAGGGAACAAAACACGUCCGUACAACAAGCUCAUCGUCGGUCAGGGCAUUUCCGGAAUUAUUCGGGAGGGAUGCAGACGGUUCCCUCCCCGGCUCCGUCGGACUCGGCACCCGGGAAGAACGCUCUCACCAAAGAGAGUGAGUACGGCAUAAAAGGCAUUCGCGUUCCUUUGCUGGAGGCUUCUGUUAAAGCCGAGGAAGUGUGGGGUCCUGCACUAGGAGGCCGUGAAAGAGAACAAGCGCUGAAAUCGGUGGUUGAGGCGAUGGAGAAACACCGCGACGUAUAUGAGAUCGGCGGGAUGCUUUCAAAAUCCAUUAAGCAGAGAGACUACGAUUCCGUCUUUGAGCAAUAUACCAAGGCAAGAACUCUUGCCAAGGACGCAAAAACCAUCGCGGACAGGGCGAUUAGCAAGCAGCGACCGUUAACUGAUGAAGAUAUGCAUUUAAUUCUAGCCAUGGGGCGGAUGUGGAUGGACGUCGAUCAGCAACUACAGGCGUUCAAGCGUGACCUCUGGAGACGUCUCGGCGACGCGCCUACUACCUCGACAACAGUGACGGCAUCCGGGCCGGUUGAAGAACACAUGGAACUCAUAGGUGCCUUGCUGGAGCUGGGAGUGGACGACAACCCUAUCUGGGUCUGGCUACUCAGUAGGUACAAUUUUUUGAAAACUAAAAUAACUGCAUUCUGCGAACGGUGCAAAACGGAAAUCGAAAUUCUGCGGCGCAGGCUCGCCAGCGGCGAGAAACCAAGUCCUCGAGCCGUUGCAUCAUAUCUCAAACUGGCACCGCGCGACAAUGCCAAAGAUACCCAAGAUAUGCUGGAUACUGAUCAGAUCAUUGAACUCUGGGAUUGCGUUCAUACCUACCUCAAUAGGUUGCUGUCGUCGCAGGGAGGUAUUCUUGGGGAAGUGCUUGAUUUUUGGGAAGCGGCUCAGUCUUUCCUCGAUGGGAGCAAGCAAAAGCUGCUCCCUGCCGGGUUCGAAGGUGAAAGCCGGAAGCACCACCGGCUUUCGAGCGCCGAUUCGAGGGAUCUGCAGAAAGGCGUUGUCGAGCUGGUGAACCUCAUUCGAGAAAGUGUCCUAUCGUUAUUUGCCGACCCUCCGUUAGAGGAUAUCUCUCUGCUCACCUCGCCAAUAUCGCCACCCAGUCCCAACAGCCCAUUAAAUAUGGGGGUGACACCCACCGAGUCCCGGUUCAAGCUGGACCCCAAAAACAUGCCGUUUCCCACUCCAAAGAGCGGCGAACACUGGGAAGACUACGCGUUUUGGCCCCCGUUUUCCAAUGCGCUCAGUGGGGUGCAUUAUUUGGGCCAAUUCCUGGUCAUCAUCGGAACGGCGGCGAGCGAAAUGGCUGCCCUAGGCCCGGUAUUGAGCAAUGGCAACGCGCAUGGUCUUCUCAAGGCGCUUGUCAGCGUCGCCCGUGAGCGCGCGGUGCGAGUGGUCUGCGCUGCUUGGGGCAGGGACGCUGAGAUCUGCAAGAUGAUGGAAGACUGGACACGAGACCCCGAGAUUAGGGACCUCACGAAAAUGCCAAGCUUAUUUGUGGCUUUUGAAAAUGCAAUCAGUGGGGGAAUGCAAAAGAUUCUGUAUGUCUCGGAGGCUAUGGUCAAAGCCGGUGAUGUAGACAUCGUGACGCAGCCACCUACCAAGCUUCUUCAAAUGGUGCGCACCCAAUUUGUCUCCAGCGUUUACAAAGCCCUCAGCGGUCUAGUGGAGAACGCAGAGCACCCUGCCGCUCCAGAAGAGGACAACGAAUGGAUUCUCGCCGGCUCGACGGCGCGCAACCGGCCUGGAAUAUCUUCCGUUUUUGUGGCAGACUCUGUCGAUGCGCAGAACAGGAACGUGCGCAUUCUCCUUACUCUCUCGAACAUCAAAGCUCUCCAAACCGAUCUGGUGCCCCAGUUGGUCGCGAACUUUGAAACCUCUUUCUCCGUGAAGUUAACGGAUGAAGCCAAAACCAUUCGCGAUGUGCUCAAUCAAAUCGAUAACCGCCUGUUCCAGUCAUACACCAACCCAACUAUUGAGACAUUGCACACGACGAUCUUCCAUGGCAUUACAGCCGCCGAUUGGGAACCCUCCGUCGCUCGUCCUGACCAAGUCCGGUCCUACGUGUACAACACAUUGCUAACACUGGUGCUUGUUCACACGGAGAUCUCGACUACCAUUCCUUCUAGCGCAUCGGCUUCGACGCGCCCAUCAACGACAUCAACAUCGGCACCGUCCGCCCUGCUCUCCGUCGUGCUUACACAUCUACUGACGCAAAUUUCUUCGUCUCUCCUCAAGUCAUUCAGUUCGCGGUCUUCGUAUAGUCUCCCUGCCCUAAUGCAGGCCACUCUAGAUACGGAGUACAUUGCACAGACCAUGUCGCAGUACUCCACCGACGAGGCAUCGGCACUGCAAAGUCAAAUCUACGUUGAGCUGGACCGUCGCACCUCUCACGAAGCCCGCGCUCGACUUCAAUCGGAAUUGGGUGAAAUGAGGGGCGUUCUAAAAAGAUUACGAGAAAGAACCAAGGGGGAGUUUGCUUGCUUCAGGAGAGCAAGAAGCGGUGCGGGUCAAAAGGCAUCGGCAUAG
Messenger RNA from Aspergillus melleus, 3108 nucleotides. RefSeq names its product exocyst subunit SEC5 (gene SEC5). The transcript is spliced from 2 exons. The record is from RefSeq and is a predicted model, not a curated record. Gene Ontology annotation, biological process: exocytosis; Golgi to plasma membrane transport. Gene Ontology annotation, cellular component: exocyst. Bases 1 to 3108 code for a protein of 1035 amino acids. Lineage: Eukaryota; Fungi; Ascomycota; Eurotiomycetes; Eurotiales; Aspergillaceae.